This is a messenger RNA of Cladophialophora yegresii CBS 114405, 1266 nucleotides long. Its product is annotated as major histocompatibility complex, class I. Gene Ontology annotation, biological process: zinc ion transmembrane transport; intracellular zinc ion homeostasis. NCBI's taxonomy places the organism in Eukaryota, Fungi, Ascomycota, Eurotiomycetes, Chaetothyriales, Herpotrichiellaceae. Gene Ontology annotation, cellular component: membrane. The coding region runs from base 1 to 1266 and encodes 421 amino acids. The transcript has 2 exons. The record is from RefSeq and is a predicted model, not a curated record. Gene Ontology annotation, molecular function: zinc ion transmembrane transporter activity.
AUGGGUGUCCCGACCUUGGCUACAGGAAAACUGCAUAGAUAUGCGUUAUGCGCCUUAUUACUUGGCCUUGUGGUGACCGUCUGCGCAGAGGCGGUGGUUGCUAAGGACAUUGGCUUGCUGACGCCCGACGAGAUCGAGGAGAAUCUGCAGCAAUGCAUGUUCGUACAGUCCUUGAACGAGCACAAAAUCAAGACCCAACCGAGUCAAGCCUCGUUGACGACCCAACUCUUCGCCUACCUGUUCCCCUCGUCCUCACCUGCCAUCAACGCCCUCCUAGCAACAGCAUACAUCUCGGGCCCGCCAAACUUUCUGCUGGCACUAUGUCCGCCCAACAUCGACCCCUCGUCGCUCAGCAUCAUGGUGGCAUUUGCGGUAGGAGGCCUUCUGGGAGACACCCUUUUCCACCUUCUGCCCGAGAUCUUUCUGGGUGAAGACGAGCACGACCGAGUCAAGUUUGUCAUUGUCGAGCCCAACAGGAACCUCCUCCUCGGAGUCGGCAUCAUCGGCGGUCUAGUGACGUUCAUGGCCAUGGAUAAAGCAUUGCGCAUUGCCACCGGAGGAGGAGGGGGAGGACACAGCCACUCGCAUGCCCAAGAAAAAGAUCACAGUUCGGCGACAGCGACAACCACAUCCUCGACAACAACCGCAGGAGCAGCCGUGAAUGGGGAUCUCAAACAGCGUAAACCGCCCUCCUCUACUCCAGGUAGCUCCUCCCCUCCAUCCAGCACCAGCCCUCAAAACCCGUCCGUCAAGCUCGCGGGCCUCCUGAACCUGAUCGCCGAUUUCACACACAAUAUAACCGACGGCCUCGCCCUCUCGUCGUCCUUCUACGCCUCCCCCGCCCUCGGCGCCACGACCACCAUGGCGGUAUUCUUCCACGAAAUUCCGCACGAGGUAGGCGACUUCGCCCUGCUCAUCCAAUCCGGCUUUUCGAAGCGGAAAGCCAUGGGCGCACAAUUCGUGACAGCGGUGGGCGCGUUCUUGGGCACAGGCAUCGGCAUCUUCGUGCAGGAGUUCGGUGGCUCCCCGGCUGGAGAUGCUACAGACGGCGGCGUGGCCAAAGGGAUCUGGGGCACAAGUCUCAGCUGGGGAGACAUGUUGCUUCCCUUCACGGCGGGCACAUUUCUGUAUGUCGGCACAGUGGCUGUGAUUCCGGAAUUAUUAGAGACAGGUCCUCACAAAGGAGAAGAGUUGAGGAAGACGGCUCUCCAGUUUGGGGCCAUGUUCCUGGGUGCGGCGAUCAUGCUGGGGAUUUCAUGGUCGUGA